CUUGGUGGGGGGGCUGACGGGAAGCGGAAGUGCUCGGGGGACCAGAGAGGGUGGGCCCCGCCAGCACAGGCUGUGGUGACCUGCCGCUGAUCUUUGGGGCCUUGACAGAGAAACCUCCAUCCGACAGAGCAGUAUGGCAGUGUCCCAGGAAUCACUGAGCUUCAGGGAUGUGUUUGUGGACUUCACCCUAGAGGAGUGGCAGCAGCUGGACUCUGCUCAGAAGAACCUCUACAGGGAUGUCAUGCUCGAGAACUACAGCCACCUGGUGUCUGUGGGGUAUCUAGUUGCCCAAUCAGAUGCGAUCUUCAGCUUGGGACAAGGAGAAGAGGCCUGGGGGGCAGACAGAAGACCCCAGAUGAGGAGCUUUCCAGGUGAGCACACACCAGAUGUAUCCAUUUUUGCCUCAUGUAUUUUGAAGUGCUGUUAUUAGAAGUCUGGCAAGUUGAUGGGUGGAUAGAUAACUACAAGGAAAGCCAAGACAACCCCCUGUGACAACCUGCAUUCAGAGAUGAGGAAAUACUGAAGGAUUAAAGGGGCCAAGAAUGUACAGCAUACAGAAAAAUCAUAUAUGUGAGCACAGACUUUGUUUCUAUAAUUCAAAGACCCCCUAAAUAUUAUUCAUGGAGAAAGUGUUCAACAUAAUUUAAGCUUUCUUAGUUAAAACAAAAGCUAUGUAAGAAAGAUAAUGGGUGUAAAGCAUAUUGGAAAUUAUACCUCUGUUCCAAACUUGAUAAAGCAGGGAAACUUCAUAAACCUGCAGAGAAAUUAUUUGAAACCAAUCAACAAGGAAAAACUCUGCACCAUAAGCAAGCCUUUAAUAAAAGGUAGAAUGUUCAAGCUGGGGAGAAACUCUAUGAAUGUGGAAAAAUACUUAUUCAGAAAGCACACCUUGUUGUACAUCAAAGAACUCACACUGAAGAGAAGCCUUAUUAUGAAAGCUCUGAAUGUGCAAAAGCCUUCAGCCAAAAAUCAACCUUCAUACACAUAAAAUUGAAAAGCCCUAUGAAUGCAGUGAAUGUGGGAAAACCUUUAUCUAGAAGGCAUCACUCAUUAAACAUUAGCAGAUUCAUACAGGGGAGAAACUUUAUGGAAGUAAUGAAUGUGGAAAUUCUUUCAGUGUGAAAUCAACUAUCAUUGAACAGCACAGAACUCCCACGGGAGAGAAGUCCUGUGAGAGCAGAGACUGUGGCAAAGCCUUCAAGGGAAAGACAUAUCUCAUUAAAAAUCAAGUCAUUUGGGAGGUAACAUGUAAAACCUGUGAAUAAACCUGUAAGUGGGAUAACUAUCCAUUAGUUUUACAUUGUCAUACUAUGCAUCCAAAUAUUCAUUCAAAAUAAUUCUGCAAAUCAUGAAUCAGUCUUCAGAAAAUUAUGUACACUUUAUUAGAUUUAGGAAAACUCAAUAGUAUCAUAUUCAAAACAUGGAAUAAACAUGAUAAAUUCUUCACUCAGAAGUUGUAAUGUACUGUUCAUCGAAGAAUUUAUGAAGGGUCAAAAUCAUGAAUUAGUAAAAAUUUAUAAAGCCUUUGGAAAGAAGUUUAAUGACAUUUUAUAUCAGCACUUACAUUUAGGAGACUCAAUUUAGACUAAAGUCACAGAGCCCAGUUUUUCUGUACAUUACUAGGAAGAUCGUAUCCCAGAUGUGACAUACAUUUUCUAGAAAAAAAAUCACGAUUUUAUUAUUACAUAAAAAUUAUACAUUAGAAACAUUUUCUUUGCAGACUUGGUUAUAAAGCUGUUAAAAGUAUAAAUAUGCCAGAAAGACAGAGAAAAAACAUAAUCCUUGUUAGGUCAGCCUGCAGAUUAGCCUAUAAUAAAGAAUCCCUAAAUAGAUUAGUUUGAGAGAGGAUGAACAGGCAGGACCCCCCCAAAAAAAGAGAACCCAAGCAGGAGAUCUUACACAUAUUUUAAUCUAUCAGUUCAAAUGUACAAAUAUAGACAAAGUUUAUACCCUUUCGGGAUGCUUUGCCUAAAACAAUGGUAAGAAUUUAUUCAGUCUUAAUUAAUUUAUGAUAGGACAUUAGGUUCAAAGUUUUAGGAAAGAUCCUGUAAGAACAAUGUUAAUUGAAAUAAAAAUUAUAAGCAAUCUGAAUAUCCAAUGGUAUGUGACUCAUGAUACAUUGACAGUUUAGAACAGUAUGCUGGCAUUAAUCAAGAAUUUUGGAAAUUUCAAGAAAGGUGACAAAAUUGUGCUUUAUGAACUAUGUUAUAAAAUGACAUAAAGAGUAUGCACCAUUAUGAUUUCAGUAUCUGUGUUGUGGGAAUAUAAGCAAAUCUUUUAUUAGUAAAAUUAUAGACCUGUGAUAAUUUA
Molecule: messenger RNA, 2310 nt
Organism: Chinchilla lanigera (long-tailed chinchilla)
Lineage: Eukaryota; Metazoa; Chordata; Mammalia; Rodentia; Chinchillidae
Gene: Krabd4
Product: KRAB box domain containing 4
Exons: 6
Coding region: 134-430 (98 amino acids)
Biological process (GO): regulation of DNA-templated transcription
Source: RefSeq, a predicted model, not a curated record